CCCACGCAUGCGCACGUCUUCACACUGCCGCCGGAGCCCGUGCUUCUGAGGGACUCAAAGAUCCGCAAUGUCCGAGCUGCCCGGAGAGAACUGGAUCCCGGACCUGAGCCCCAUGAACGGCGUCGGCGACAUCCUGCCGGCGGGAGUGGGCGGAGGCAGCCGGGUCCCCGAAGUCCAGGAAGGGCCGCUGCUCAGAGCCGCCCCGCCCAUGGCGCCGGCCCCGGACCUGGUUCCCGGGCAGUUCCCCGGCGGCUUGGCCGGCCUGAUGGCGAUCCCGCACGUCCACGCGCCGCUCCUCCUGCUGGAGCUGUACGAGCAGCGGAUGUUCGAACACUACCUGCACACCAACCCCCUGAUCCCCACCCGGCUGCUCCAGGCCAUCCAGGAGCGCCGCCGGCUGUUCGUGGAGGGCUGCAGGGCCAGGGAGGCGGCCUUCGACGCCAACCCCCCGCAGAUGGACUCGCACGCCCGCGCCUUCACGCUGGCGCUCACGGCCUCCGACGCCCGCGGCCCCACCGCCGACUGAGGGGUGGCCUUCUCUAACCCCAGCCCUCUGGACAGAGGAGGCCGGAGGAUCCGGACUUGAAGGUCAUCCUCCGCUAUGUAGCGAGUUGGAGGCCAGCCUAGGCUACAGGAGACUCUGUCUUUUAAAAAUAAAAAAUAAAAAUAAAAAUAAAAGAUCGGUGACCAGGAAGUCAGGUGACUCUUAGGAUCAAGGGCAAAGGCAGAUGUCUGGGCAGAUGUCCUGAGGUGGGAGAUCCAAGCCAGAAUACAGCCACGGGCAGGGUGGAUCGAAGCAGGCCCAGAAAGAGACGGACACUUGAAGCUUGAGGCUGACGCUUCUGACUUCCACCCUGUGACUGUCAGCAAUCUUUCCCUCCCCUGCAUUUGUUGAAAAUCAUGGUUGCUUCGCUGUGAAGGACGAUGGUUUGGCAGAGAUGAAGUCUAAGAAUUACCGAUGAAAAAGACCAUAGAAACCAACGGAGGUGGGGGAAGAAACCAGGGAAGUGUGCUUGUUAGAGUCAGUGGCUCCUGGGUUUUAUUGGAGUGACCUUUCAGAAUUGGGGGUCGUCUCGUCACCAUCUGACAAGCUCAAUGUAUCGUUAAUUCUUGUGUUGGAUGUUCUGUAGACGAGUUGUAAAUAUUCAGAUAGGGGAAAUCAUGUAUGUGUUGUGAGAUGAAUAUUUUUCAAGACCUUGUGUAAUUGUAUCCAUGUGGAAAUAGAUGAGUUAAUAUUUAAAUGAUACAGACACAAGACUCAAAACUAGCAAAAGAUACUAUGGGAAGUUAAACUUUUCUGCCAAAUUGAAAACAGAUUUGUUUUAGGGUGGGAAAUUGUUUUCUGUAGGGUUUUCAAACCCAUUUAAUAAGGCGUACAGGAAUCGGUACCAGUCUAGCUAUCCCCCAGUUGCGGGUGCGGAGGGUGCAGCCCAAGCCUUCUUGCCCUGCUCCUGUUACUUCUGAGGCAAGGUAGGGUCUGGUUAAGGCUCAGUGCUUAAAGGUGUCUGCUGCUAAGUCUCAUUACUGAAUUUGAUCCUGGGACCCACGUGGUGGAAGAAGAAUCCACACCCAUAUCCUCCCAGCACCGCUGGUGCACAUACACGUGCAAUGUAAAAAAAGAAAAAAAUCUACAUAGUACAUAUAUCAGCAUCUUGGGUUUUUAUGUUCAGUUAUAAUGGAAGUAAUUCUAUAUCGGGUUUUCUUUAAUGAUUACUAUUUAAGUCUGUAUCUUAACAUAUUUAAUGAACUAUUUGUCUUCUGGACA
Apodemus sylvaticus (European woodmouse) is the source of this 1765-nucleotide messenger RNA. RefSeq names its product EP300 interacting inhibitor of differentiation 2B (gene Eid2b). Gene Ontology annotation, cellular component: nucleoplasm. NCBI's taxonomy places the organism in Eukaryota, Metazoa, Chordata, Mammalia, Rodentia, Muridae. The transcript has a single exon. Gene Ontology annotation, molecular function: transcription corepressor activity. The record is from RefSeq and is a predicted model, not a curated record. The coding region runs from base 68 to 526 and encodes 152 amino acids. Gene Ontology annotation, biological process: negative regulation of DNA-templated transcription.